Messenger RNA from Micropterus dolomieu (smallmouth bass), 2262 nucleotides. It is a transcript of the gene arrdc3a, whose product is annotated as arrestin domain containing 3a. Gene Ontology annotation, biological process: protein transport. The transcript is spliced from 8 exons. Lineage: Eukaryota; Metazoa; Chordata; Actinopteri; Centrarchiformes; Centrarchidae. Bases 226 to 1464 code for a protein of 412 amino acids. The record is from RefSeq and is a predicted model, not a curated record. Gene Ontology annotation, cellular component: cytoplasm.
CAACUAGCAGAGAGGCGGAUGAUAACAGCAUCCUUUGCUGUUAUUCAGCCAGCACACAUCUCAAUGAACUGCUCGCAGAGAAGCCACUGAUCGUGCCUUCUGCUUUUUGCAGGGCAGAGAUACUGAUCAGUGUCUAAAAACUGCAUCCCUUUUUCUUAUGAGAUUAUUUUUUCAUAGACUUUUUUUAUUUUAUUUGAAGGUCUCUGUAGCCUGUCUCUUUCCACUAUGGUGCUAGGAAAGGUAAAGAGCUUCACAGUAAGCUACGACUGUCUCAAUGACAGCAAUGUUCCCGUUUUCUCCAGCGGGGACAGCGUCUCAGGGAGGGUGAUUAUCGAAGUCACUGGAGAGAUCCGUGUGAAAUCUCUCAAAAUCCACGCAAAAGGAUUUGCAAAAGUUCGUUGGACUGAAUCGAGAAAUGCUGGAUCCAACACUGCCUACACGCAAAACUACACAGAAGAAGUGGAAUAUCUAAACCACAAAGAUAUCUUAAUUGGACACGAGAGAGACGAUGACAACUCUGAGGAAGGACUCACCACUAUUCAUUCAGGAAGACAUGAGUAUGCAUUCAGCCUUGAGCUUCCACAGACACCUCUGGCUACCUCUUUUGAAGGGAAGCAUGGCAGUGUGCGCUAUUGGGUGAAGGCAGAACUCCACAGGCCAUGGCUUCUGCCCAUGAAGACCAAGAAGGAAUUUACAGUCUUUGAGCACAUUGACAUCAACACUCCAUUAUUGUUGUCACCACAGGCCGGCACAAAAGACAAGACUCUUUGCUGUUGGUUCUGCACCUCAGGUCCUAUUUCCCUAAGUGCCAAAAUUGAAAGGAAGGGAUAUACCCCAGGAGAGUCGAUCCAGAUCUUUGCUGAGAUUGAGAACUGCUCUUCCCGCAUGGUGGUGCCGAAGGCAGCCAUCUACCAGACACAGACAUUCUAUGCCAAAGGGAAGAUGAAGGAGGUCAAGCAGCUGGUGGCCAACCUGCGGGGAGAGUCUCUGUCCUCGGGCAAAACAGAGACCUGGAGUGGCAAGAUGCUGAAGAUCCCACCUGUCUCACCCUCCAUCCUGGACUGCAGCAUUAUCAGGGUAGAGUACUCCCUCAUGGUGUACGUGGACAUACCUGGGGCAAUAAACCUGUCCCUGAACCUGCCCCUGGUCAUCGGAACCAUCCCUCUCCACCCCUUCGGCUCCCGUACCUCCAGUGUCAGCAGCCAGUGCAGCAUGAGCUGGCUGGGCAUGGGUCUGCCCGAGAGGCCUGAAGCUCCUCCAAGCUAUGCAGAAAUUGUGACAGAAGAACAGAGGCAGAGCAGUCUGGAUGUCCCAGCAGCCCGUGAGGAGCUGGACGGACCUCUCUUCGCCUAUAUUCAUGAGUUCCGCUUCCAGCCUCCUCCUCUGUACUCUGUGAUCGAUCCUAACCCACAUCAUGCCAGCUGUGCAGAGGAGCGCAGGAUCGACGCCUGUCCAUCGCGCUGAUGGCUAUUCUUGAAAUUCCCAUGACUCUGGGGAAACUCAAAGUAACCUGCUUGCAAAGCUCAGCUUUGUUUAUUUUUCUCCAACAACACAACGCUGUUGAAGUCAAGAGAAAAACAAAGCAUCCAACAAACCAACAAAUACCCACAGUUGGGUUGGACAAAUCUGUUCCCGCCUUCCCUCAGAAGGAGAAACAGGAGUCACUAGUUUGGGGGAACCACCUCCUUCCUGUGUCAGCCUGCUGAGGGUGGGAAAUGUACAGAUGAACACAUAUUCAGUCUGUACGAAAAACCCCACUAGUAGUGAGAAUCCUGGUGAUCCUAUUGACAAUGAAAGAAAGAAUCAGCCAGGCUCGACCUGCCAAGCUUCUCUUUAACCCUUGAUUCUUCUGUACUCAUGGCACAUAAGGACAUGGCUCCUCACACAAAGGGUAGGACUAAUCAUGUCCAGACUUCAGCAGAAUCAGAAUCACCUAAAGAAAACGGGAUGAAAAGAGAAAAAUAACCACCACGUUCUAACCACCAUAGUCGGAAUGAAUGACAGCAUUCAGCAGUCAACAACAGAGCAAAGACUAGGCCCUUCUGUCUCAUUUGGGAUUUUGUUUUGCACAUUUUCUUCUUUACUUGAGUUGUGUGGCUCCAUUUAAUGAGAAUUUAAAAAAAAAAAAAAAAAAAUCACUAAUAGUUUGGUUUCAGCCUUGUAGUGCACCAGACUAAGAAUAUGAGACUGCAGGCUUAACUUUUAAGACUUUCAUUUGCAUAACUUUGAGCAGCUUUGAUUUUGAAAAAAAAAGACUGAAAA